AUGUCUUUCCUUCAUAAUCAUUCUUGCGAGUGCGUUAAGUCAGAAUUGGAUUUGUUUGCACUACCGUCUACACAAACUAGCAUUGAAAAUGGAUUGUGGAUUCAUUAUAAACCAAUUUCAUCUCUUGGUGAUGAUGGACCUAUCGAGUUUCAAGUUCCUGGGACCGGCGAUGACUACAUAGAUUUGUCUCAUACAUUACUCCACAUAAAGGCAAAAGUAUUAAAUCAAGAUUCAACUAACUUGGUAUCUACUACAAUAGUAGCACCUGUAAAUAAUUGGCUGCAUUCACUUUUUAGUCAACUUGAUGUUUAUUUAAACCAAAAACUUGUAUCACCACCUAAUAAUACCUAUGCAUAUCGAGCAUACAUGGAAACCCUUUUAAACUAUGCCCCUGCUGCUAAACAAUCUCAUCUUACUUGUAGUCUUUGGUAUGAGGAUACAGCAGGAAAAAUGGAUUCUACAGAUGGUAAAAACAUAGGAUUUGUUAAAAGACAGGAAUUGAUUAGUGAAAGUAAGGAAAUAGAAAUGAUUGGUCAUCUUCACGGUGACAUUUUUAACCAAGAUAAAUUUUUAAUUAAUGGUGUUGAAAUGAGUGUUAAAUUGGUUCGAUCAAGAGAGAGUUUUAAUUUAAUUGUUGGGUCGAACGAUGUAAAGUUUAAAGUUUGCAUUACGGACGCAACUCUUAUUGUGCGACGAGCACGAAUUAAUCCAAGUGUAUUACUCGCACAUCAAAAAGUUUUAGCUUCUACCACUGCUAAAUAUCCUAUUACUCGAGCUGAAGUAAAAGUUUUAACAAUUCCUUCAGGUGUUCAAGGAAAAACUCUUGAUAAUAUAUUUUUAGGACAGGUACCGAAAAGAUGUAUAAUUGGAUAUGUGAACAAUUCUGCAUUUAAUGGUUCCCUUACUAAAAAUCCAUUUAACUUUGAAAACUAUGGUAUUAAUUCUUUCAGCUUAUAUAUUGAUGGUCAACAAAUACCUUCAAAAGCUUUGCAACCAUCUUUUAAUAAUAGCAUAUUUACAUCAGCAUAUCAUACUCUAUUCUCGGGAACUGGUAUUCACUUUCUUAAUGAAGGAAAUGGAAUCUCUUGUGAACAGUAUGGCAAAGGUUACUGUCUAUUAGCAUUUGACUUAACUCCUGAUUUAUCAGCUAACUCAUCAACUCAUUGGAAUCUCAUAAAGCAUGGUAGUGUAAGAAUAGAAGUACGAUUUGAAUCCUCAUUAAUACAAACAAUUAACUGUAUAGUUUAUGCUGAGUUUGAUAAUAUGAUUGAGAUAGAUAAAAACAGACAUGUUACUGUAGACUAUAGUAGUUAA
Parnassius mnemosyne (clouded apollo) is the source of this 1314-nucleotide messenger RNA. The record is from the annotation of a GenBank genome assembly. Lineage: Eukaryota; Metazoa; Arthropoda; Insecta; Lepidoptera; Papilionidae.